AUGAAGGCUUCAUCUGAAGUAAACCUCAAACGUAACCGUUCUUCCCAACGUGUGCCGAAACAGUCCAGCACAUCGACAAUUAUACUAUUAUCGCUAGCAGCACUAGCCUCAAUGCUCUUCAUCUGGCACGAUGUAUUGCAAGCUCAUCAUGCAGGCUCUCGGCUGUCCAACAAAGUCAAUCUCGAGCGGGAUAGUAGGGAGCUUACGACUACCCCACCACCGGCAUCCGCGGUGCAGACGACAAUCAGUACUGUUUCAUAUACCACGACCACUAUAACCACCACGAUGACGGUGAUAUUACUUGCAAAUCACACCGCAACAGUCGAAGAACCAACUACACACUCAUCGGACACAGCAUCAACUGCAAUUCGCCUCGCAAUGGCUUUGCUCGUGCCCAUCUCGAUACUCGCUUAUUCCUCCUUCAAAUCAUCUCGCCUUGCCACCCCCUCUGAUCCUGCUAUGUUCAAUGGGUCUCUUGACAUAGCCCCUUUCACUCCGCCUGAGCCUAUUCAGCCUACAACCCUUCGGGACCCCGAAUGCGAAAAAUUGCUGAGCCCUAGCGCAGCCCUCCAACGGCCUAUUGGUCAAACUUCACUAACAUUAAUGGAAUCCAUACUUUUUCCAUAUGGAAUUCAGAUGGAAUAA
Messenger RNA from Laccaria bicolor S238N-H82, 645 nucleotides. RefSeq lists its product as uncharacterized. Lineage: Eukaryota; Fungi; Basidiomycota; Agaricomycetes; Agaricales; Hydnangiaceae. The record is from RefSeq and is a predicted model, not a curated record. The transcript is spliced from 4 exons. Bases 1 to 645 code for a protein of 214 amino acids.